CUCACCCGCGCUCGGAGGAGCGCCGGGCCACGCCGGCCCCAGCGGGCGCCCGCUCGGGCUGCCGCCGCGUGUGCCACGCUCUUCCAGGGCCGGCCCUGGCACUUUUAGCGUGCUCUAGACAUGCAGUGUGCGGUUGUGCUCAAAAAAAAGCCCCGCCCGGCUGGGCCGCGGGCCGUGUACAGCCUCCUCGACGAAGGAAUACUGCACACAUGUAAACUUUCGGAGGUCGCCGCGGAUGUCUUGGAGCCGCGCUGGGCUCCCCCUGGCGCGCCGAGCUCUGACAGAGCAAGGCUACUGCUCCUGGCGCUGUUUCUUCUUCUGUCCAACUCAUGCCUUGGUCGCUCUUGGGGCGCCUCCCAUUUAUCAAGUUUAUCAAGCUCUCUCGCCCUGCGGCCGGCCCGCGCGGCGCUCCCGAGCCUGCCCGGCGGGCCCUCCGUUUCUAGGGUCGACGCUGUGGCGCCCGGGGCGCGGCGGUGGGAGCUGGCGGCGGCGCAGCAAA
Prorocentrum cordatum is the source of this 499-nucleotide messenger RNA. NCBI's taxonomy places the organism in Eukaryota, Dinophyceae, Prorocentrales, Prorocentraceae. The record is from the annotation of a GenBank genome assembly.